AUGGAUGAUUUUUCUAGGAAGGUUUGGGUUUAUUUCAUGAAGCAAAAAUUUGAGGUUUUUGCAAAGUUCGAGGAAUGGAAAACAGAAACCGAGAAUCAAACUGGAAGAAAGAUCAAGUACUUAAGAAGUGACAAUGGAGGUGAAUAUACAAGUAAUGAGUUUACCGAUUACUGCAAGCAAGAAGGCAUCACAAGGCACUUCACAGUAAAGAAUAAUCCCCAACAAAAUGGAGCUGCUGAGAGGAUGAACCGAACUUUCAUAUAG
Molecule: messenger RNA, 264 nt
Organism: Prunus armeniaca (apricot)
Lineage: Eukaryota; Viridiplantae; Streptophyta; Magnoliopsida; Rosales; Rosaceae
Source: the annotation of a GenBank genome assembly